This is a messenger RNA of Bipolaris zeicola 26-R-13, 1305 nucleotides long. RefSeq lists its product as uncharacterized. The transcript has 5 exons. NCBI's taxonomy places the organism in Eukaryota, Fungi, Ascomycota, Dothideomycetes, Pleosporales, Pleosporaceae. The record is from RefSeq and is a predicted model, not a curated record. Bases 1 to 1305 code for a protein of 434 amino acids.
AUGAGCUAUCAGUCGGCCAACAAGGCCAUACGCCCUGAGAAUGGACCGCGACCAAGCGACCGGACAGCAGUCGGAGCACGAUUCUGGCUCGGAAUCACGUCGCAGGAAAAGGCCCAUAGCAAAGGCCGCCAUGGCCUGCGACAGGUGCAGGCUGAAGAAAAUCAAGUGCCUCGUCGGUCGGCCAAAGACAAGGUGCAGCAGCUUCAACAACAGUUGGACCGAGCCAAUCUUCUUCUUCGAGCUUCCGGCAUCGCCCAAGAGCCACCCUCGCCCUCUCACUCGCACCGCCCAUCUCCCCGCUCCCUCUCGAGUAUUGAAGCAGAAGACGCCAGUCGGUUGAAUACUGUAGUACCAGGCACGUCGACUACCCCCACCAUUUCAGAUAUCAACUAUCCCGGCCCAAUUCAGAGCGAUGGAAAUUUAUCCAAUCCACCACCACUUGACCACAACCAACCUGGAAUCAACCACUCUGAUCCCAGCUAUGAUACCUUCUCCAAACAAGCUCGCCCCCGCCCUCACCCUCACGAGCACAUUGGUACGAGCACGCAGCCAAUCCCCGUGCAGUUCCCGUUCUCUCCUUGUCGUUCAUCUGCGCGACCCAGCGCGACAUUCGACCCAAUUCAACAUAGCUCUGCAUAUGUCUUGGAUCAAACGGAUGAGACUCGUAACAUUGAACAACCGGCUAGUCGCGAUGAAAACCAUGGUCCAGCUUCUUAUCUUUCACCAUGUCUUGAUCCCGGUUUGAGUUGGAUUACCGAUCGGAUCGGGGACUCGACUUACCAGAGCAAUGCAAGCUCAAUGAUUGGUGCCAUCAAUCAAAAAUUACAACUGCAAAAGAACAUCAACAAGACGAGGGCUUCCGAUCAUUCCCCAGAGUUGGCUUUACUCUACAGGGCAAUUGAUGACGAUGACAUAGAUUACGAGCUUCCUACCGUAGCACCUGAUGGAAACCCCAACAUUCUGGCGUUCAUGCGGUGCGCUAUUCAGCAUGCUCAGAUAUCCUCGGCCAUUCUCCAAGGCUUGAUGACCACCAAGGCUCGGCGACAGCCUCUGCAACAAAUCGCGAAGACAGUGCACCAGUACGAUCAGCAGUUGCGAACGUGGUAUAACAACGUUCCCUUCGCGUUCAGAACCAAGACUGGCAGUGAUUUUCGCGCGCAGGCCCCCUUGGGCUUGCACAUCAACCAUCUGAUGUAUAUUGAACUAUCGCAUCACAGUGUUCUUGCCAUAGUGCAUUGUAUAAUCAGGCAUCCAUGGAACAUCAAUUCUCCAUCAGAUCAAACCGACACAGCCCUGCAAGAUUAA